CCUCCACAGUAUAUGUGUCAGAGUCCGCCAGCUUACAUACACAAAGGUGAUGUGUCCCCCAUCAGUAUGUCCCCUAUCAGCCAAUCGCAAUUCAUCCCUUUGGGAGAGGUAUUGCUAUUGGCUAUCUCUGCUAUGAACUCCGCCCACAAGCCUGUCACUCAGGAGGCCCUUACUGAACACCUGCAGACAUGUUUUCCAGGUGUUCCCACACCAACGGAGGAGGUUCUGCACCACACACUGAGCAUGCUGGUCCGUGAGCGGAAGAUCUACCCAACACCAGAAGGAUAUUUUAUUGUAACCCCUCAGACCUACUUCAUCACUCCGAGCCUAAUCCGAACCAGCUCCAAGUGGUACCACUUAGACGAACGUUCUGCCGACCGACACCAACAGCAGCAACAUCCGAACCAACAGCAGCAUCAGCAGACGCAGUGCACCUCCCCUCUUUCUGGUACCAUCACCCCGUCCACCUCUGGAGCCGUGCGCGAUCGAACACACCCAAAGUCCAGCCAAAACCACAGUGGAGGAGGUGAUUCUUUUUACAACAACAGUUACCGUGGAGACGACCCCCCUAGCCACCACACCACCCUGCAGCGGCGAUCUCCUAAGGACCACCGGGAGGCGUACUCGUCACCGCACUCCCCACAAACACCUCCUCAGCAAGCGGCAGGCAACACAGAAAAGAGUCGCAGCACCCUUGGGUUCCCCUUCAAGACGGACACGCUCACCAAACACCGGGGAAGUGGCACAGGAAGUCGGAAAUUUGGUUUGAAGCUGUUCCGUCUGAGUUUUAAGAAGGACAAGACCAAACAGCUGGCCACCUUCUCUGCACAGUUCCCCCCCGAGGAGUGGCCGCUCCGCGACGAGGAGGUGCCCAGCCAGCUGCCACGCAAUGUGGAGAUGGAGAUCAUCCGCCGAAUCAACCCUGACCUCACUGUGGAGAACCUCGCCCGGCACACAGCGGUCAUGAAGCGCCUAGAAGAGGAGCGUGCGCAGAGGAGUAAAGCGUCGUCAGCCAAUCAGAGCUCCAGGAGCAGGAGAAGCGGGGGUAGACACAGGAAGCAGUCUCAAACCAAACUCAGCCGCUCCCAUAGCAAGACGAGAGCGCCCCGCGGCGAGCCUGGUGACGGCUCCCACCUGGAGCUGGCCGACAGGGACUACAGAGCCUACUCGUCCUCACUGGCUCGGUCGCCAAGGGAACAUGCCCUGGCCGUGGAGCGCCAACGGGCCCGCCUUCACCUGGCACAUAGCAACCCCAACAUCCUCGACUCCUCCCACCUGCCUGUCACACCAGAGUGGGACGUGUCUGGAGAGCUUGCCAAGCGGCGCACAGAAAUGCCUUUCCCCGAGCCAAGCCAUGGCCCGUCAGCCCACCACUCCAAAGUCCACCGCUCACACUCCCACACCCAGGAGAGGAAGUCCAGGCAUGAGCGCAGCGACAAGGCGAAGGAACGCUCCAGGUCCAUGGACAAUUCCAAAGGACCACUUGGAGCCGGGAUGAUUGGACCGCCUGAUUAUUACGACGACCGGAGCCGUUACUAUACUGACGAUGGCACCCUGCGAGCCAAUCAGAUCUCCUCUCACUACUCUCGCGCCACUCCCCCUUCAGCCAAACUGCCUGUGGAUUCUCUGGGGUUGGAUGGCGGCAGGAGUUUAGAGAAGAGUAAGAGCAGGGACAGCCUGCCGGCAUACUCACCCAAACCACUUCCCAGCGCCGUCCCUCCUGAUGAUUACUUCCAAUGCGCUGGCUCCUCUGAGGCUGCUCUCACAGCCGCUAACCCUCUGGGAACUCUAGGCAAAAGUAGCCAUGAUGGAUUAAAACUAGGCAGCGCUGACAGGCAAAUGGACAGACAGACACCCCAUCCUCUAGAAAGUAAGGAGGACUUGUCAAAGGUGGGACCUAAGGGUGGCAGCCUGCCUCCAAUAGCCCUAUCUGUCCCUGACCCCCCACUUCCUAAUGGAAGACCUCCCCACAGUGCCUCCUCUGGUCAGGAGAAACGUAAGGAGAUCUUUAGUAAAGACACACUAUUCAAACCUCCUCCCAGCCUCCCUCUGCCCGGCUACAGCUCCCUGAGAAAACCCCAGGCCCUCGCCUCCUCCACUCUGUCCUCGUCCUGUGAUGCACUUGAUUCCCAGGAGGCCUUCGAUGCUCCCAAACCUCUGGUGGCCACACCGUCCGUUCCCCCACAGGGUAUUGAACCCACUACCGGUGCCACAGAGGCCUCCUUUGACUACUACAACGUCUCGGACGACGAAGAACUCGAGGAGGGAGGGAACAAAAGUCGAGGAGAGGACGAAAAGGCCGGAGGAGGUGUUGCCGUGAGGGGAGGAGGUGGAGCAGGGACCAUGCAGUGGCUGUUGGAGCGUGAGAAGGAGAGGGAUCUACAGAGGAGGUUUGAAAGAACCCUCACCUUCCCUGGUGCUAAAGAGAACCUUCCAGAGCCCGGUCAGAACCAGCAGUCAGCCCACUCUGCUAGACUUGACAGUAUGGACUCCAGCUCUGUCACUGUUGACAGUGGAUUCAACUCACCACGAACGAGGGAGAGCCUAGCGUCGAACACCUCUUCCAUAGUGGAGAGCAACCGUCGGCAGAACCUGGCACUGAGCCCCGGCCACCUCGGCAUCACCACCGCCACCGCCGCCCCCUUCUCCUUCCGCGCCAUCCCAGAACCUGCCGGCACCCAGCCGGAGAAACUCCAGAAGCCCAGCGCUUGCCUUGCGUCAAUCACCAGCGUCUAGGGGCAGAACUACUGUAAGGGCUGGGCGGAGCGCCGGGAGCCAACGGGGAGGGGCCUGAAAAUACAAGUCCCGCCCCCAAGGACUGUUACAUCUUUAGACUGACAUCAGUGGAGCUGCCACAGGCCCACUGUGGAACUAUAGCUAUUAACACACACACAUACACACACACAGACAAACAGAGACAUUAAGACCACCAGGAAACGGCUCUCUGUCGCUCACACACACACACACACACACACACACACACACACACACACACACACACACACACACACACACACACACACACACACACACACACAGAGAGAGACAGACAUAUACA
This is a messenger RNA of Anoplopoma fimbria (sablefish), 3058 nucleotides long. Its product is annotated as storkhead-box protein 2-like. The record is from RefSeq and is a predicted model, not a curated record. NCBI's taxonomy places the organism in Eukaryota, Metazoa, Chordata, Actinopteri, Perciformes, Anoplopomatidae. Gene Ontology annotation, molecular function: DNA-binding transcription activator activity, RNA polymerase II-specific; RNA polymerase II transcription regulatory region sequence-specific DNA binding. The transcript has 5 exons. The coding region runs from base 13 to 2736 and encodes 907 amino acids. Gene Ontology annotation, cellular component: nucleus; cytoplasm. Gene Ontology annotation, biological process: positive regulation of transcription by RNA polymerase II.